AUGCGCUCUGUCUUUUUCACCCUAGGAGGUCUGGGAAUCGCGUGUGCCAAACCAAUUCGAUUGUGCCCCUCAACGUCGUCGACGUCUUCAACUUCAACACGUGAGCCAUGCGCCAAAGUCAGUGCCUCCAGUGUCUCUUACCUGGCUGCCACGCCCACCGCCGUUGCCGCAGUGGUCGAUGGCCAGCUUUUCCAUGAAUGCCUCGAAUCCAUUCCGAUCGAUAAACAGGGGGCGCUUGACCAACUGCAUUCCUUAAAGCCAUACAUUGAACUCCAGUCAACUCUGCCGUACCUUGCGAAUCCGCCUGAUGACUACCCCCAGUCUGCAAUAGACAUUCAGGCGAACCUCGACCGGCUCAUCGAAAAUGUCUCUACCGGAACGUAUUCACGAGAAUAUGAUUUUCAGACCGACCUAUACCAUCUGUUUCUCUCCGCAAGGGAUGGCCAUUUUUCUUUCAUCCCAGAUUUAUUUGGAGUCGGUUCAUUCACCGUCCCAGAUGCAGCUUUGGUUUCGAUUUCGCUGGACGGAUUUCAACUGCCUCAGGUUUAUCUCAGACACGACAUUGUCGAUUUCUCCCCAGAGACGUCAGGGGAAAGUUCUGGCCCAGAAAAGUCAUAUAUGCCAUCUCCUGUAACCAGUAUCAACGAUAUACCAGUCUUGAAUUAUCUAUCCACCAAAACCGAAGAAUUGCCUUUCCAUGACCCGGAUGCCGCAUACAAUUUUCUCUUCUCUGAAAGUGCUCAGAUCGUCCAAUUUGGCCCUUCCGGCCAUGGCGCCUUUGUCAAUCCGACAUUCUAUCCCGGUCGAGAAACCGUCAUUGGGUUUGAGAAUGGUACCAUCAUCCGAAUUCCAACCGUUGCAAAUAUCCAUGCCAGUUUCGAUGGAGUCUCAGACGGAUCGUCGGCUUACCAAACAUUCUGCGUCCGAGAAGAACCACAAUGGCCCACCGGUCCUCCUCCUCCUCCCCAAACAGAUCCAUCAUCGCUUGCGACCAUCCCAUUUUACCCACCUCCAAUCGUCCAGGACUCUGAAAACCAUGUCGCAGGCUAUUUUCUCAACAACAGUAUGAACGAUGACACGGCAGUCCUUUCUAUUCUCAACUUCGACGCACAGAACCAUCCCGAUGAGUUCCAACGGACUAUUGCCACCUUUCUCGAAAAAUGUAGAGAAACAGGUAAAACUAAGUUGAUCAUCGACGUCUUUGCCAAUGGAGGCGGCAUUGUCGAACUGGGUCUCGAUACUUUUGUUCAACUGUUCCCGAAUCUGGAUCCGGUUUCCUUAUCGUUGGCUAAUAUGCGUGCUUCUGAGACUCUCAAUCAACUUGGCCUGGGACAUUCCCCCUCUCCAUCCCGAUUCAACAACGCUCCUCCGACCGGAGAAGCAUGGGAUGUUCGCUCGGCGCUCACCCCUGAAGGGCUGUCGUAUGCGAAUUGGCCUGGACUGUACGGGCCCGUACCAGUGUCUUCCUCACGCCCCGACUCGGGUUGUGAAAAUUUCCAAUUGACCAACACUUUCCAACCGAAUCCUCACGUCAUGGCUCCUCCAGCACUACAGCUCACCAAGACAAACAUCUCCGCACAACCCGUGUUUGCGCCUUCGAACAUCCUCCUCCUCGCAGACGGCUUCUGCGCCUCUACAUGUGCCAUCUUCGCCGAGUUGCUGAAAACCCACACGCAAGGUCUAGUCCGCUCCGUCGCCGUCGGUGGUCGACCUGCCGCCUACACCUACGCCGAACUCAACGCCGAUCUAGGAUACAGCGACGUGCCCGUAUCUGUACCGGCACCAAUGCAAGUGUCGGGUACCACUAAAGGCCGCGCAUUUUGGCCCUUCCGGUCAAUCCUCUCGGCUGCCCAGACGGCGGAGGAAGGGUUGGCCCGAGACCGACGUGAAAACGCGAAUGUCUCGGCCCUGGAGAAGCUUUCCGAUCUCCCGCUACGUCGAACACUCAGGCCCGAAGCCGCGGGCGUCAAUGGCGUUAAUCAUAUCCGCGUCAACGAAGGCCAUGGAACUGGGCUCCCCUUACAAUUCGUCCGUGACGAUGCGGAGUUCAGACUGUUCUUUACCAGGGAUAUGCUAGUGAAUCAGAUGACUGUGUGGGAGAGAGUGGCGGGAUUAGUUUUUGGAGACCGUGACGAACACAAACACGAACCCGAACGUGACUGGGAAGGAAGGGAGGAGGUGUAG
This is a messenger RNA of Rhinocladiella mackenziei CBS 650.93, 2184 nucleotides long. RefSeq lists its product as uncharacterized. The transcript is spliced from 2 exons. The coding region runs from base 1 to 2184 and encodes 727 amino acids. NCBI's taxonomy places the organism in Eukaryota, Fungi, Ascomycota, Eurotiomycetes, Chaetothyriales, Herpotrichiellaceae. The record is from RefSeq and is a predicted model, not a curated record.